Messenger RNA from Durio zibethinus, 959 nucleotides. Its product is annotated as lachrymatory-factor synthase-like. The record is from RefSeq and is a predicted model, not a curated record. Lineage: Eukaryota; Viridiplantae; Streptophyta; Magnoliopsida; Malvales; Malvaceae.
AUACGCUCUAUAAAAGUUUCUUUUGAAGACAGCUUUUUUACCGAAUCUUUUUCAAUCUCAAAAUAAUGGAGCAAAAUUCCCAGCCUAAAUGGGAUGCCAAGGUUUCUGCAAGGUUAACAAGAGCUUCUGCAGACCAAGUUUGGGCCGUUUAUACAGAUUUUUUUAACUUUCACAAAUGGUUUCCCGGUCUACCCUCAUGCCAUGGCAUCCAUGGCACCAACGGUGAGCUUGGUUGCAUCAGGUUGUGCUCUGGUUUCUCGAUCUCAUCCGAUGGCGGUGGCCAUGACAGGGGCUCCGAAAAGUGGGCCAAGGAGAGAUUAAUAGCCAUUGAUCAUAUCGGGCGUAGUUUAAGCUAUCAGAUGGUGGACAGCAAUAUUGGGUUCAAUUCAUAUGUUGCAACGGUCAAGAUUGUUCCUGGAGGUGAUGAUGGUCAUGAUCAUCAAGAUGGAUGUGUGAUCGAGUGGUCCUUCACCGUUGAUCCUGUGGAAGGGUGGCAAUUGGAUGACAUGAAGAAAAAAUAUGAGGUGGGUCUCCAGGGCCUGGCUAAGAGAAUUGAGGAUGCAAUCUUUGAAGUUUAGAGCAGCCAAGUUAAGAAACAUAGGUCUCUUUUGCUUAUUUCUUCUAAAUUAGUGUUUAUGUUUACCCACAAGCUAAUCUUUGUGUGGUUUCCAUGUGCUCAGCCUUGUAUGUCGGUUUUUCUAAUGUUGUUUAACCCUUGAAUAUUAAUUAGUUUCUUUCAUUGGCCCAAAAAAAAAAAAAAAAACCUUUUAAAUAUAAUUCAAAGAAUGAUAAUGUAAGCUAUUCUAGAUGGUGGCAAUGUCACUGAUAACGUGUCAAUUUUCUCUUCUUUGAUCUUCAUUCCCAAUGUCAAAUCUACCGCUCCUUUAAUUGCUGCUACUUAGGCUUUUAUGUGCAUUAAAAUAAAAUAACUAAAUUCUUCAAAGUAAAAUUUAGAAAAA